AUGGAGGGUGCCACGGGUAAGAGUAAGGUAGUGGUGGUGAUGGGCGCGACGGCCACCGGCAAGUCGAAGCUGGCCAUCGACCUCGCGCUGCGGUUCGGCGGCGAGGUCAUCAACUCCGACAAGAUCCAGGUCCACGACGGGCUCGACGUGGUCACCAACAAGGUCACCGACGAGGAGCGGGCCGGCGUGCCGCACCACCUCAUCGGCGGGGUGCACCCGGAGGUGGACUACGAGGUCGCCGACUUCUGCCGCGACGCCGCGCGCGCCGUCGGGUCCGUCCUCGCCAGGGGCCGCCUGCCCAUCAUCGCCGGCGGGUCGAACAGGUACCUCGAGGCGCUGCUGGACGGCGAGCCGGGGUUCCGCCGGCGGCACGAGCUCUGCUUCCUCUGGGUGGACGCUCAGCUGCCGGUGCUGCGCAGCUACAUGCACGACCGCGUGGACUGCAUGGUGGAGCAGGGGCUCGUCGGCGAGGUCCGGGAGCUCUUCCGCCUCGACGCGGACUAUUCCCGGGGUAUCCGGAGGUCCAUUGGCGUGCCGGAGAUGGACGCCUUCUUCCGGCACGAAGCCUCCAAGGCACUCGCCGGCGCCGACGACGACGAGGAGCUGCGCGCGAGGCUCCUGGCCGCCGCCAUCGGCGAGAUCAAGGCGAACACCUGCAAGCUGGCGCAUCGCCAGCUGCUGAAGAUCCACCGGCUCCGCGGCCUCGCCGGCUGGAGCCUCCACCGGCUCGACGUCACCAGGGCGCUCGCGCUCAAGGUGGAGAGGACGUCGUCCAAGGCAGCACAGCACGCCGCGUGGGACGCGGACGUCGUCGAGCCCGCGGCGCGGGUGGUCGAGACGUUCCUCCAUGGAGGAAAUGUGGCCGGCCAUGGCAGCGGCAGGGACGAGCAGCCCAUGGUAGGGACGACCGGCGCAAUGGAGGUUGCGGCCGAGGCGCGCUGUGGUCUGCGGCUGGCGGUGGAGACGGCGGUGGCGCUGGCAUCUCGGUCCGGCCGCGGCGGGUUCCAUGGAAUGGAGGCGGCCGUUUGA
Oryza brachyantha (malo sina) is the source of this 1029-nucleotide messenger RNA. RefSeq names its product adenylate isopentenyltransferase 5, chloroplastic-like. Gene Ontology annotation, biological process: cytokinin biosynthetic process; tRNA modification. The record is from RefSeq and is a predicted model, not a curated record. The transcript has a single exon. Gene Ontology annotation, molecular function: tRNA dimethylallyltransferase activity. The coding region runs from base 1 to 1029 and encodes 342 amino acids. Gene Ontology annotation, cellular component: mitochondrion. NCBI's taxonomy places the organism in Eukaryota, Viridiplantae, Streptophyta, Magnoliopsida, Poales, Poaceae.